Messenger RNA from Cinara cedri, 316 nucleotides. NCBI's taxonomy places the organism in Eukaryota, Metazoa, Arthropoda, Insecta, Hemiptera, Aphididae. The record is from the annotation of a GenBank genome assembly.
AUGCCGGACGAAAGCGCUCCAAGAAAAAAUUACAUACCAAAUAGUUAUAAAAACGUUACGGACCCAAUAAUUGGUGGUGUUGGAAAUGAUUACGUUUACAUAACUGUUGACGAAACGACCGAUCCAAGAGGUUUGUAUAAAUCAUUUUUUCGAUUUGUCAUGUAAUGAAAUAUACUAUUUUCGUUUAGGUUUGGCUGUUGCAAAUGUAUCAAUUGGUAAAUUAGAUGGGACGCCUGGUAAAUCAUGUUUAGUCGCAUGCAAAGAACUAGAAUACACCAAUUAUGAAACUAUUUGUCAGUUUAUUAAUUCCUCGUAG